CACAUAUUCGUUGUAUGCAGUAUACAUAAUUCAAUUGUAGGGCCGAUACAGAAACCCCAAGCGGUAUAAAUGCGGCGGGAGUUUUAAUUCUGGAGAUAUAUCUACUCGAUAUUUUGUGGCAUUGUUCGAGCUUUUUAUGUGAGUGGCACUCACAGCACGUGUCGGGGCUCAAAAAAAUUUUCAACAGAUAGUACAAUUGUUGGAGUAUAUAAAAUCCGCAAUUGUCCUAAGGAUUGUCCUCACCUCUUCCACAAUCAUCAAGAUGCUGAACAGUUUGAAGAUCUGGGACAUACUAAGGACAUCUUCUCUGGUGCUGUGCCUGAGCCAAUGUGUUGUAUCCAUAUAUCGUCCUGUCAGGAACCACACUGGUCUUCCUGAUGCCAAUACCAACAAAUUGCGAUUGAUUUAUUCGUGGAAAUCACUGGAAUUUGACUAUCCGAAUGCGAUCGCACGCCAGACGGCAGUGGAGAGAGGAGAAUUCACGCCUGGUGAUCCCGUUCCAAUCGAUGUAGAUGUGAUACAAGGUAGAUCUCCAAAGGUUCUGGUAACGAUUCCAAGGUUUCAAGACGGUGUUCCAGUCACUCUUGGCUAUGUCACGGACAAGGUAUCAGCUGAGGGCAAUCCCAUCAUUGCGCCAUACCCCAAUUGGGAAUGGAACAGACUGGGGAAUUGUAAUAAUAUAGUCAGCGUUUAUCGAAUCAAGGUUGACGAGUGCGGUAGACUCUGGGUUUUGGACAACGGAAAAUUGAAAGAAUCUCAGAUUUGUUCUCCCAAACUCCUUGUCUUCAACACCAGAACUGGCUACUUGAUUUCUCUCUACCGAUUCCCAGAUCAUCAGAUUUUGCCUGAUUCUCUGUUCAUAACGCCAGUAGUGGAUGUCCGAGAUGCCAACGAACAAUGUCUCAACACUUUUGUCUACAUAGCCGACGUCACUGGAUUCCAGCUGAUUGUCUACGAUCAUCAACGCCAAAGAUCCUGGAACAUUCAGAACGACCUGUUCCUUGUUGAUCCCGAUAAUACUACCUUCACCAUCGCUGGACAAAGUUUCGAGAUGCCCGACGGAUUGUUCGGUCUUGCAUUAAGUCCUAUUCUCCCAAACGGAGAUAGAAUCUUGUACUUCCAUUCUUUAGCUAGUAUCGUUGAGAGCUGGGUGUUGACUUCCGUUAUCAGGGACCCUUAUCCUUUCAAUUAUAAUCCACGGGCUAUGGCCAGGUUUUUCCACUCUUUUCGCAAGACCAGACCCUCUCAAUCUGGAGCUCAAGCCAUGGACAAGAACGGUGUACUAUUUUAUGGAUUGAUGUCGGAAAUUGCUCUUGGUUGCUGGAAUUGGCGGAACGAGUUCGGUGGAGACAAUUUGAGCAUCGCAGUCGUCAACAAAGAAACUCUUCAGUUCGUAUCAGGACUUAAGGUUAUGGGAAUGGGCCAACGUGGGCAGGAAGUCUGGGUGUUGACGAGUGCCUUCCAAAAGGUCAUGAAUGGGUUGAACCCUAACGAGACUAAUUUCCGAAUUCAAGCUGGUUUUGUCGAUGAACUUGUGCGUGGAACGAAGUGCCGCAGUAAAUAAAAAUCCAAUAUAGGUUUAGACCAUUGACAGCAGUAUAAAUAAUGGUCAAAUCAUUGCCAUUCUUCAUUGUUUGCUCAAACUCCCGGAAAUUUGUACAUCUGAUUAUUUCGGUACAAAUUCCCCCAAAUCGCAUUGAGCAAGUUUCCAAAAUAAUAAAAUUCCUCCAUUCCGGGACUUUCCCAACUAUUCCACAAAAAUUCCAAUACAGAAUACGAUUGCAGCAACCAUCUGCAAAAAUCCGCAAAGCAAUCUCCAUACGGGGCAAUGCGAUAGUUUUCCCGUAACGAGCAUCGAUGCUCGUGAAUCUCGUGCGUGAGCCAACAAAAAUAUUUACAUCUACAAAUAUAGAGCCUCAGCCAUCGAUUUCGCAAGCAAAACAAAACCUCCAGGGCUGCCUAAGAUUGAUAAAUCGUGCAACUGCAUUUUCUUUGUCUCCUCUAUUUCAAUAAUAAAAAACAACUGAACAAAUAAAAUAAAUCGUAACUAAGA
Molecule: messenger RNA, 2053 nt
Organism: Fopius arisanus
Lineage: Eukaryota; Metazoa; Arthropoda; Insecta; Hymenoptera; Braconidae
Product: major royal jelly protein 3
Exons: 5
Coding region: 263-1564 (433 amino acids)
Cellular component (GO): extracellular region
Source: RefSeq, a predicted model, not a curated record